Acanthosepion pharaonis is the source of this 768-nucleotide messenger RNA. NCBI's taxonomy places the organism in Eukaryota, Metazoa, Mollusca, Cephalopoda, Sepiida, Sepiidae. The record is from the annotation of a GenBank genome assembly.
AUGCCUGGGGGAUCAGUAAAUGGUCGCCCAUUUCGCGAUUCACCAAACUCUUACAGUCGAUGUGGAGUACCUUGUGGUCAUCCGGACCGAUAUAGCACAAGUAGUGUGGUUCGCGUCGGGGUUACAGUUCGUCCUAAGGGAAGAGUUACUUUAGAUGGACCCCUCGAAAAUAUAGAGACCGAAGGAGAACGUCAGUUAAAGCAACUUGCCAAAAGGCAGACGGAAACACAAUUGAAUCUCCAAGAACAUAUCUCCAGACACCGAUCAUUCACAGAAAAGGUGGUUUACAAACCAAAAACUGCCGAAGUAAAAGGAGUGAAGUCUUUGCAAGAUUACAACAAAAUCAGACAGCAGGAUGAUGAGUUAGAAUUUCUUCGUCAGUGUGGCUUAUCAGAGUCUGAAAUCCAUUACAAGAGAGUAGCAGAUGUAGAAUCCGAAUCCGAAUGUCAGCCUAUAGAAAAACGAGGGAAGUAUGGUGUAAAUCCUCAAGUGAAAAAUGAAGUUCUCCAAGAUAUCCAGGGAAAGAUUGAGGAGAAAAGGCGCCAAUUUUCCAAUGCAGACACAUUCAGUGGUGCUGUUCACAUCAGCCGGCAUGAGAUGGAACUGGAGAAUUCUCUCAAUUCUAAUCGGGAUCAGCACAAAGAGAUCCAAAAAGGAAUUGGCCUUUUCUUCACCAUGAGUCAAAAGGCAUGCAGAGUUGCUGCUAGUGAUUAUGUCAAGGCUAAAGAAGCAGAAAGACACGAAGUUCAGCUGAUCCAACAGGUGUGA